CCGCCGUCUAUGGGUAUUCGCUACCCUGUUGUGGAGAGGCUUGAAAAGUUGAUCUUGCAUCUCUGAUAACAUGAAUCAAUUAAAUGAGAUGAAAAUGCUACGCUCUUUGGAAAUUCCAUAUGCCUAAAUAUUCUCAAGCUUAAAGCAUAUGACGAAUAGUAUUGUUAUUGGUAUGCAUUCUCAGCCAGAAAGCAUCCAGCCAAGGCUUAAGAAGCAUGCUGCUGUUGUUGGCCUUGGCAUGGUUGGUAUUUCUUUCAUCGAAAAGCUUCUCAAGUACGAUUUGGACAGUGGACGCGACGAAUGGGAGGUUACUGUCUUUGGCGAGGAGCCAUAUAUCGCCUACAAUCGUGUUGGCCUCACACAGUACUUUACGAAUCGCUCAACUGAAAGCCUUUAUCUCAAUCCAUUGGAAUGGUAUUCAUCACAUGCCAAAGGAAAGCUUACAUAUCAUACUUCGGAUCUUGUUACUUCGAUUGACUUUCGGGCAAAAUGUCUUAAAACGGCCAACGGGCGACAGUUCCAUUAUGAUGAGUGCAUCCUCGCCACAGGCUCCGACGCAGCCUUACCGCCUUAUAUCUCAUCAAAACAAUUCCAAAACACCAGGGGUUGUUUUGUAUAUAGAAAAAUAAAGGACCUCGACAAUAUCAUUGACUAUGCCAUCAGUGCCCCCACCGUUAUUGGGCGCCGUAUUCGCAAGGCCGCUGUAAUUGGUGGUGGACUUCUCGGCUUAGAAGCAGCUAAGGCUCUUCUAGAUCUUGGAGAAGUCGAUCAGGUUGUCCUAGUAGAAAGAAACCGCUGGGUACUUAGUCGCCAGCUUGAUCAGGAAGGUGGCAUGCUGGUACUGGAGAAAGUUAGGAGUCUAGGCGUUGAAGUUUUGAUUCAAGCCCGAGUUCGAAAUCUCCUGUGGAACAGCGAAGGGAGACUCACUGGCCUACUUCUUCAGGGACAGGAUGGGUUACCGGAUCAACCAUACGACAUCGACAUGGUUGUGUUUGCUGUCGGAAUUAAACCUCGAGAUGAUCUCGCCAGAAGCAUUCCAAUAGACACGGAUGGCCAGAGUGGUGGUUUUACUGUCGACAGCCAACUCCGUACGAAUCUGCCCAAUGUAUACGCUAUCGGAGAGUGUGCCAAUUUCCUCGGAGAAACGUUUGGUUUAAUAGCUCCCGGUGUCGAAAUGGCUGAUAUUCUCGCUUUCAACUUGACAGAAGGGUCCUAUCACAGCAAGAGAGAGAUGAAAUCCCCGAAUAUUAGUACAAAACUCAAGCUUAUGGGUGUGGAUGUCGCCUCAUUUGGUGAUUUCUUUGCAGAUCAGGGGAAGAUCAGUAAACCACUACCAGGGGCUACGAGUGCGCAUGCGGCUCGAAAGGCUCUGGCAACGCCUCCCACGCCGGAUGACAUAAAGAAGAAGGUCAAAGCGCUCAUUUAUCGAGAUCCAUUUUCGGACGUCUACAAGAAAUACAUUUUCACCGCAGAUGGCAAAUACAUACUGGGAGGCAUGAUGGUUGGCGAUGUUAAAGACUACGUCAAGCUCGUCGCCCUCUGCAAUACAGGCAAGCCCAUCGAGAAACCCCCAGCCGAAUUUAUUAUUGGGGCUGCAAAAGAGGGCGAGGAGGAAGGUGACGAUUUGCCUCAUGAUGCUCAAGUCUGCAGCUGCCAUAAUGUCAGUAAGGGUGACAUUGUGGGGUGUGUAAAGUCCGGCGGUAUCCGUUCCUUUGGAGAGAUGAAAUCUUCGACAAAGUGUGGCAUGGGCUGCGGAGGCUGCGUGCCUCUGGCCACUAGCAUUUUCAACCGGGCACUCAAGGACGCCGGUAUCGAGAUCUCUAACCACAUUUGUAAGGAUUUCGCCUACUCGCGCCAGGAAUUAUAUCAAAUUGCCAAGUUCAGAAAACUAAAGGACUUCACGGCAAUGAUGCGUAUCGUCGGCAAGAAGCCCGAAAGUCUUGGUUGCGAAGUUUGCAGGCCGGCGGUCGGCUCAAUCUUAAGUUCAUUAUACAACGAGAACAUUAUGAAGCCUUCGCUGCGCCAGACACAGGAUACAAAUGAUCGUUAUCUUGCCAAUGUGCAGCGUGACGGCACUUACUCGGUUGUUCCACGUCUUCCUGCGGGUGAGAUUACUCCAAUGGGGCUUAAAGUUAUUGGCGAAAUCGCAGACAAAUUUGGACUAUACACAAAGAUCACAGGUGGCCAACGUAUCGACAUGUUUGGCGCGAAGAAGCAGGACCUUCCACAGAUCUGGGAGUUACUCGUUAAUGCUGGCUUUGAGAGCGGCCAUGCCUAUGGCAAAGCACUGCGCACCGUCAAAUCAUGCGUCGGUAGUACCUGGUGUCGAUAUGGUGUCGGCGAUUCAGUUGGUCUCGCCGUGGAACUUGAAAACCGAUAUAAGGGCCUUCGAGCUCCUCACAAAUUCAAAGGUGGUGUAUCUGGAUGCGUUAGAGAAUGCGCCGAGGCACAAGGCAAAGAUUUCGGUCUCAUUGCCACGCCAAAAGGCUGGAAUAUAUUUGUGGGGGGAAACGGAGGUGCAAAGCCUCGCCAUGCUGAACUACUUGCUGAAGAUGUAACUCGACGGCAAGCGAUCAAGAUCUUAGACCGAUUUCUUAUGUUCUACAUUCAAUCAGCAGAUAAGCUUGAGCGGACAGCCCGCUGGAUUGAGAGAUACCCCGGUGGUCUCCGGGGUAUAAAAGAGGUUAUCGUUGACGACAAACUUGGUAUAUGCGCCGACCUAGAAAAGGAGAUGGAGGUCCUCGUUGGUCUAUAUCAAUGCGAAUGGACCAAUGUUGUCAAUAACCCGGAACGUCGCAAGGCUUUCAAGCAGUUUGCCAAUACAGAUGAAACGCAGACGGUAUCAGAGCAAAUUACCGAGCGGGCCCAAAAGCGUCCCGUAGAUUGGCCCGAAGACAGCUCCCCACUGCACUUCAGUUUGUUAGAUAUUGCGAAAGACGCAAGUUGGGGAUGGAGAUCUGUCUGCACGCUUUCAGAAUUGAACCGCCAGAGUGACGCACCAACAUCCAUUGCUGUCAAAUAUGGUGAAGUUCAAUUGGCUGUGUGGAAUAUACCGGGUCGAGGCUUGCGCGCAUCACAAAACAUGUGCCCUCAUAAGAAGGCGUUUGUGCUAGCGGAUGGCCUAGUAGGCGAAGAUGAACAAGGCCGAGAGUAUGUGUCUUGUCCGCUACACAAGCGGAAUUACUUGUUGAAUCCCAACCCAGCCGAGGGAGGUGGAAGCUGUUCAGAUAUGGACUACUCAAUUAUGACUUUUGAGGUCAAGGCAGACGAGGUAAAUGACAAGAUACUCGUCUAUCUUCCUCCAACAGACGCACUUGACGCCAUACUUUCAACGACAAAGUGGAUGUUACGGAAGGCAGACGAAGAGCUGAGAGUUUUAGUAAAGGAUACAGAGUCAGCAAUAGAGAUUACAGAACCACUGCCUCCUAGCAGGAUGAGAGGCCAACUACCACACAUGGCUUCUCGUCAGACUUGUGGAGGCAGCGGUGCACUUGACUGGUAAAAAUACCUAAUAAAUCAUAAAACAGUUUGUUUAUAUAUGUCCUUUUAUGUUUAAUCAACUUGGUUUUCUUUGUCGUAACACUGGUCUUUUAAGCUGGGAGAUACAAUUUCCGUAACAAAAUAUGAAGUGUAUUUAGAAAGUUCCAAUUAGUGUUUCAUGACCAUCGUAUUUUCACUGUCAUGGCCGUCAUCGACCACUAUCUUGCAUAUUGAAAGCUCCAUACAUAACCAACUAUGCCGUUUGCGCACAUCUAUCAGCACCACUUCCCAUUUUGGUAGUCCCAUGUCUCCUUAUCUCUUGCUCUAUUUUUUGCCAAAAUACAAUAAGAUAAAAUAAAAC
Messenger RNA from Trichoderma asperellum CBS 433.97, 3841 nucleotides. RefSeq lists its product as uncharacterized. The record is from RefSeq and is a predicted model, not a curated record. Gene Ontology annotation, molecular function: heme binding; nitrite reductase [NAD(P)H] activity; 2 iron, 2 sulfur cluster binding. NCBI's taxonomy places the organism in Eukaryota, Fungi, Ascomycota, Sordariomycetes, Hypocreales, Hypocreaceae.